AUGGCCAAAAAUCUGAUGCAAGAUAUCGUCGACGUCUCGACAGAGCACAUCAAGGUGCUGGCCGAUGACGACGGCGUGGCGGUUCUGCAACUCAACCGCCCGCAGAAACGCAAUGCCUUCACUCAGGCCAUGAUCGAUAGCAUGGUUGCAGCGUUGGGUUACCUGGACGCACGGAAGGACAUUCGUGCGCUGGUCGUGACGGGUAGCCCGGGUGGUGCCGGCAUGGACCUCAAGGAGCUGAUUCAAAUCUCGACGGCCGAGGCACACCAGAGAAACUUCCUCAAGGACCUCACAGAUGCCUUUGCCCGCUUCUCGAAGCCCUCUAUCGCUGCUGUGGUUGGCUUCGCUUGCGACAUCAUAUACGCUGAAGAAAGUGCCAAAUUUGGACUCCCAGAAAUAACAAUCGGCACUAUUCCUGGUGCUGGAGGGACUCAGAGGUUUGCUCGAGCCUUAGGCAAACACAGGGCCAUGGAACUUAUUCUGACGGGUGACUCGGUAACUGGCGUUGAGUUCGAGCGUCUUGGACUUGUGAACAAAGUGUUCCCGAAGGAACAGGUCCAGGACGAAGCAAUCAAGCUCGCCAGGCGUAUCGCAGCCCUAUCCGCAACGGUCGUUGCGUCUGCGAAGCAGGCUGUCUUGACAGCCGAGAACUCGCAUCUUGAAGCUGGCAUGGUUCACGAGAAGGCACUGUACUACUCGACGUUCAGUACUCAUGACUGCAGAGAGGGGCUGACAGCGUUUUUGGAGAAGCGGCCGCCGCGGUUUGAGCAUAGAUAG
Messenger RNA from Diaporthe amygdali, 777 nucleotides. RefSeq lists its product as uncharacterized. NCBI's taxonomy places the organism in Eukaryota, Fungi, Ascomycota, Sordariomycetes, Diaporthales, Diaporthaceae. The transcript is spliced from 5 exons. The record is from RefSeq and is a predicted model, not a curated record. Gene Ontology annotation, biological process: fatty acid beta-oxidation. Gene Ontology annotation, cellular component: mitochondrion. The coding region runs from base 1 to 777 and encodes 258 amino acids. Gene Ontology annotation, molecular function: enoyl-CoA hydratase activity.